Puntigrus tetrazona (Sumatra barb) is the source of this 2283-nucleotide messenger RNA. RefSeq names its product mitogen-activated protein kinase 14a (gene mapk14a). Gene Ontology annotation, molecular function: MAP kinase activity; ATP binding. The coding region runs from base 280 to 1365 and encodes 361 amino acids. Gene Ontology annotation, biological process: p38MAPK cascade; protein phosphorylation. The record is from RefSeq and is a predicted model, not a curated record. Lineage: Eukaryota; Metazoa; Chordata; Actinopteri; Cypriniformes; Cyprinidae. Gene Ontology annotation, cellular component: nucleus; cytoplasm. The transcript has 12 exons.
GCAGGGAGAGACGCGGACGGGAUAGCGCUCGAGAUCAACGCGACCCGGAACCGAGCAACUUCUCAACACUCGCAUUCCGAGAAUAUUUGGAGGCGCUGGCAUGAAUUAAACACGUCGAGGUGGAUCGUUUUUGAGUAUCCGCGUGCGUGGUCGACUUUAUCGGUCGUUCACUUUCCGUUUUUGAUUGUUGCAAGAAGACUUGACCGCCUUGACUCACAGGCAGGCGAGCAAGGGAAAGCAGAAGUCUCUCAACUCGCCUCGGGCGCUCGUUCUGCAGGCAUGUCGCAGAAAGAAAGACCCACUUUCUAUCGACAGGAGGUCAACAAGACGAUAUGGGAGGUCCCCGUGCGAUAUCAGAACUUGUCUCCCGUCGGCUCCGGUGCAUACGGAUCUGUUUGCUCUGCAUAUGAUGAAAAGACAGGAUUGAAGGUCGCUGUGAAGAAGCUGUCAAGGCCGUUUCAGUCCAUCAUCCAUGCCAAGCGGACCUACAGGGAAUUGCGGCUGCUCAAACAUAUGAAACAUGAGAAUGUGAUCGGGCUGCUGGAUGUUUUUACACCUGCCACUAGCCUGGAGGAGUUUAAUGAUGUGUACCUGGUGACUCAUCUAAUGGGUGCUGACCUGAAUAAUAUUGUGAAGUGUCAGAAGCUGACUGAUGAUCAUGUUCAGUUCCUUAUUUACCAGAUCCUGCGAGGGCUUAAGUACAUCCAUUCGGCUGACAUCAUUCACAGGGACUUGAAACCCAGCAACUUAGCAGUAAAUGAAGACUGUGAGCUUAAGAUCCUUGACUUUGGUCUGGCUCGACACACAGACGAUGAGAUGACAGGGUAUGUGGCCACAAGGUGGUACCGUGCUCCAGAGAUCAUGCUUAACUGGAUGCACUACAACAUGACAGUGGACAUUUGGUCAGUAGGCUGCAUCAUGGCUGAGCUGUUGACAGGCAGGACUCUGUUUCCUGGCACAGAUCAUAUAAACCAGCUUCAACAGAUAAUGCGACUUACAGGAACUCCACCUGCCUCUCUAAUAAGCAGGAUGCCUAGCCAUGAGGCUCGUACUUACAUCAACUCGCUUCCCCAGAUGCCCAAGAGGAAUUUUGCCGAUGUGUUUAUCGGAGCUAAUCCACUAGCUGUGGACCUCCUAGAAAAGAUGCUGGUUUUGGACACAGAUAAGCGCAUCACGGCGGCGGAGGCUCUUGCUCACCCGUACUUUGCUCAGUACCACGACCCAGAUGAUGAACCCGAAGCAGACCCUUUCGACCAGAGCUUUGAGAGCCGAGAGCUUGACAUUGAAGAGUGGAAACGUCAGACGUAUGAAGAGGUGAUAAGUUUUGAGGCGCCCGUCUAUGAUGGAGAUGAGAUGGAAUCUUGACGACCUCUUCUGUAUUGCAAUCAAACCAACUGUACUACUUCUACAGUAAUGCUGUCAUUUUGCAGUAUUGUAAUCAGCCAGUCAGUAGGAUGUUUGACUGUUUCUUUUCUUUAUGUUGUCUGCUGGGUCAAACAGAAGGAACAGAUGUCAUCAAAAAUCAUUUUUACACAUUGAAUCUCUUCAGAAAUUAGUUGUAAUAUCGACCUUUUUUUUUUUUUUUUUUUUUUUUUUUUCAUUCAAGUCCGCUUGUAAAUGUAACAUUUCCCUGAAAUUUCUUAGUAUUUAGUUGUGCUGUUAUAAUGUUCUUUCUGUGUACAAUUCAUCACAUUUGCAGAACUUUUAAAAUGCUCCGAAAACAUUGUUCAUUUAGUUUCUGUUAAUAUAUUUUUCCAAUCAAAUAAUGAGCAUUGUAUUUAAAGAUUUAUAGUUUGUUCCUCAUUAAUCGAUUUUCAUAAAGAUGGGAUUUAUUGGAAUCUCCUUUGAUAGAGCUAGGAUGAAAAAUGUAAAUUGUUGCAUUGGGUAUUGGUGAUAUGUUUAGGCUAUUUGUAAAUAUACGCUCCAUAAAGCUUUUUGAAUCUGUAGCCGUUUUAUUUCUGAUCUUUUUCACAUUGUUUGUGUGUGUUUCCUAGGGAGAGAAAGAGUGUGUGUGUGUGUGUGUGUGUGUGUGUGUGUGCGCGCGUCUUCACCUGAGGUUGCUACUAUGAACUGUAUGAGAUAUGAUUCUGCCUCCAGUAGCUGUUUUUGAAAUACUAUUAAUUGAAUGUCCAAAUAUGAAAGUAGAGUACAUAUUUAUAUACUGUUGAGGUGGUAUUUAUGAACCUGAAAAGCUGCAACUGUCUCCUUUAGCAUCUGAAAUAGAAAACAUGGAAUCAAACACACCAUUGUUUACUGAAAAUAAAGGCCGAUAUUUUUCAGAAA